AUGGAAGCAGAUAACCAUACUUUGGUGAGAGAAUUCAUUCUCCUCGGCCUGUCCAGUGACUGGGACACUCGGGUUGCUCUCUCUGUCCUGUUCUUGAUUAUGUACCUGGUGACAGUGCUGGGGAACUGCCUCGUUAUUCUUCUGAUCAGACUGGGCAGUCGACUCCACACUCCCAUGCAUUUCUUUCUCACCAACCUCUCCCUUGUUGAUGUCUCUUAUGCCACAAGCAUUGUCCCUCAGAUGCUGGUGCAUUUUCUUGCAGAACAUAAAGGAAUCCCAUAUGUGAGCUGUGCAACCCAGUUAUUUUCCUCCCUGGGCCUGGGUGGGACUGAGUUUGUUCUACUGGCAGUGAUGGCCUAUGACCGCUAUGUGGCUGUGUGUGACCCCCUGAGAUACUCGGUCAUCAUGCAUGGAGGGCUCUGUACUAGGUUGGCCAUCACAUCCUGGGUCAGUGCCUCUGUCAACUCUCUCAUGCAGACCACCAUCACCUUUCAGUUGCCCAUGUGUACGAACAAGUAUAUUGAUCACAUAUCCUGCAAACUCCUAGCUGUGGUCAGACUGGCCUGUGUGGACACCUCCUCCAGUGAGAUCGCAAUCAUGGUUUCUAGUAUUGUUCUGCUUAUGACUCCUUUCUGCUUGGUUCUGUUGUCCUACAUCCAGAUCAUCUCCACCAUCCUAAAGAUCCAGUCCACAGAGGGGAGAAAGAAAGCCUUCCACCCCUGUGCCUCUCACCUCACAGUAGUUGUACUGUGCUAUGGCAUGGCCAUUUUCACUUACAUCCAACCACGCUCCAGCCCCUCUGUCCUUCAGGAGAAGUUGAUCUCUCUCUCCUAUGCCAUUUUGACGCCCAUGCUGAACCCCAUGAUUUACAGUCUGAGGAAUAAGGAGGUGAAGGGGGCCUUUCAGAAACUGCUAGGGCAAUUAUCUGGAUUAACGUCAACACUGGCAACUGGAUGA
This is a messenger RNA of Physeter macrocephalus (sperm whale), 957 nucleotides long. RefSeq names its product olfactory receptor-like protein OLF3. Gene Ontology annotation, molecular function: G protein-coupled receptor activity; olfactory receptor activity. Lineage: Eukaryota; Metazoa; Chordata; Mammalia; Artiodactyla; Physeteridae. Gene Ontology annotation, cellular component: plasma membrane. The record is from RefSeq and is a predicted model, not a curated record. Gene Ontology annotation, biological process: detection of chemical stimulus involved in sensory perception of smell; G protein-coupled receptor signaling pathway.